AGGUUACCCUUCAAACGAUCACAAGCAGAUAUGUCAGCAGAAUUGGCAGGGGAGAGCUGGGGCUACACACCAAUCAACAUACAGGAAUUCAGCUACGAGUGGACCAUCAGCAAUUUCCAUUUUUUCUUGGAGCAAAUGCAGGGGAAAUAUAUUAGCAGUCCCACUUUCUCAUCAGGAUCCAAUGACACACACAAAUGGUGUUUGAAGGUACAACCGAAUGGGGUCGAUGAAGAAAGCAAAGAUUACCUGUCAGUUUUCUUAGGGUUGCUCGGCUUCCCAAAGAACCCAAUAUGGGCAAAGUUCCAGUUCUGUAUCAUUAAUGCCAACGGAGAGAAAUCACAUGUCAUGAAGAGCCCAACAUACUUCAGGUUUCUGCAAAACCAAUACUGUGGAUUCAAAAAGUUCAUUCUUCAAGAUAUACUUUUGAUACAGGAACCAUGGCUUCUCCCAGAUUACAAACUCACCCUCCUCUGCAAGGUGAACAUGGUCCAAGGCUCCUUCGACAUCUCUGACCAGAGCACAAUUCCAGAGAUCCAGGUUCCAAGGUGCACGAUGGCAGAUGAUCUAGGAGACCUGUGGGAGAAAUCCUUCUUCACAGACUGCUGCCUGGUGGUAGCUGGCCAGGAGUUCCGGGCUCACAAGGUCAUCUUAGCAGCUCGCUCUCCGGUUUUCAGAACCCUGUUUCAACAUGACUUGAAGGAGAGUAGAACAAACCGCAUUGAGAUCCAUGAUCUGGAGCCGCAAGUCUUCGAGGCAAUGAUGGGCUUCAUUUACACCGGAAAGGCACCAGACCUCCACAGCAUGGCAGAUGCUGUGCUGGCAGCUGCUGACAAGUAUAGCCUGGAGCGUUUGAAGGUCAUGUGCGAGAGUGCCCUGAGCAGGGACCUCUGUGUUGAGAAUGCUGCCGACUCUCUCAUCCUGGCUGAUCUGCACAGUGCAAAGCAGCUGAAAACCCAGGCACUGCAUUUCAUUACAGCUCAUGCUUCCGAGGUCUCUGAGACCUCAAGCUGGAAGACAAUGGUGGGCUCAUAUCCCCACUUGGUGGCAGAAGCAUACAGCUCCCUGGCUUCUGCUCACUGCUCUUCACUGGAGCCCCCUUCCAAACGCCUGAAGAAAUCUUAG
Molecule: messenger RNA, 1122 nt
Organism: Phodopus roborovskii (desert hamster)
Lineage: Eukaryota; Metazoa; Chordata; Mammalia; Rodentia; Cricetidae
Product: speckle-type POZ protein-like
Exons: 1
Coding region: 31-1122 (363 amino acids)
Biological process (GO): regulation of proteolysis; proteasome-mediated ubiquitin-dependent protein catabolic process
Cellular component (GO): cytoplasm; nucleus
Molecular function (GO): ubiquitin protein ligase binding
Source: RefSeq, a predicted model, not a curated record